AUGAAAAAUAAAAAAGCGCAAGAUUAUAUUAAUAAAAAAUACCCAAUAAAUGGAAAAUGUAAUAGAAAAUCCGAUCAAGAAAACAAGGGCAAAAGACGUGAAGAAAUAACAAAAUUAGAUCUAACUAAAGGUCAAAUCAGUGAAACCAUAUUUGGUAAAAGCACCCUAUCCGAACCCAUAAACCUAUUUGAAGAAUUAGAAUGUUAUGAUAAUGAACUUAAUAGUUUAAAUAUAAAUGGUUGCUCUAAUCUCAAAAGAAUUGACUGUUCUAAUAAUCCCAGUUUAAACGAAAUAAAUAUAAAUAAUUGUCCAAACUUUGAUAUAAACCAAUCAAAGACUGAUCUUAUAUGUGAUAAUAAGGCUGGUAAAUUAGUGAGACCAAAACAAAACAGUUCUCAAAAAGUUAAACAAGAAAGAGAUGCCAAUGUUAAACAAGAAAGAGAUGCCAAUGUUAAACAAGAAAGAAAUACCAACGAUAAACAAGAAAGAAAUGCCAACGAUAAACAAGAAAUUGAUCAAGAAAUAUCUAUAAAAAAGAGCAAGUAA
Dentiscutata erythropus is the source of this 546-nucleotide messenger RNA. NCBI's taxonomy places the organism in Eukaryota, Fungi, Glomeromycota, Glomeromycetes, Diversisporales, Gigasporaceae. The record is from the annotation of a GenBank genome assembly.